AUGGAUUCCAAGCGCCGCAAGACCGGCGACCAGGAUGUCAGCGCCUUGAGGUUGGCGUCGCGCCAGAAAUACCUUGCCGAACGCGAAGCGCAACAACUCGCCCUACUCCGCCGCCAGGUCGCCGAGGAAGCAGAAGAGGAGGAGAGACUAGGCAACAAGCUGAGCGAGAGAGAAAGAGCCGAGUUUAAGAAGAAUCGUCAGACCCUGGAGCUGGCCGAGGCGCGAAAUGCCAUCGACGAUUCCCGACUACAAGGUGGCUUUCAUUUUCAAACGGACUCGGAUGACCCCCUCCUGGCGGAUACCAAGAGUAAAAACGACGUACUUUAUCGUCGACACAACGAUACGUAUGACGCAACGACUGAAUUCGCCCAGUUUGAAGCAGAACAACUACGUGCAAGUCGAAGUCAAAUUAAGUCGUCUGACGUAACUUCAGACGAAAGCCAGUGGGAAUUCGUCUUCGAUACAGCCAACGAGGUGCGCUUCACAGCGGAGGAUGUAGCUCGCAUGGACCCUGCCAAGCAAGCUCUUGAAGCUCAACUCGAUGCCGCGGAGAAGCGAAGUUUGUCAAUCCAAGAAACUCGCCAAUCCCUUCCAAUCUUCAAGUAUCGACAGGAGAUCAUCGAUGCUGUGGCCAACCACCAAACCCUAGUGCUGGUUGGAGAGACUGGUUCCGGAAAAUCGACACAAGUGCCGCAAUUUUUGGCGCAAGCGGGCUAUACGAAGAAUGGUGGGAUGAUCGCGGUAACCCAACCACGACGUGUGGCCGCCAUGAGUGUUGCCAAGCGCGUAGCAGAAGAGUAUGGCUGCAAGCUCGGCAACGAGGUUGGGUACGCUGUGCGAUUUGAACAGAAGGUAACCCCUGACAAGACUAUCCUGAAGUUUGCCACGGACGGAAUUUUGCUGCGCGAGGCCUUAACAGACCCGCUCCUUAGCCAGUACAACGUGAUCAUGAUCGACGAGGCACACGAAAGACCGGAAUUCAGACUUCUCAUCCUCUCCGCCACCAUCAACGCCAAACAGUUCUCGGAUUACUUCGAUUCAGCCCCGCUCUUUUCAGUUGAGGGACGCUCUCACCCGAUUGAUAUCCGUUACACCAUAGCUCCAGAAGCAAACUACCUAGCCGCAGCAUGCACGACUGCUUUACAAAUCCAUCUCGCAAGCCCGCUAGACGGUCACAUCCUCGUCUUCCUUACUGGCGAGGAAGAAAUUCUAGCUGCUGUGGAAAAUCUCGAGACAACUAUGAAGAAACUCGGGAGCAGAGUACCGGAGCUCAUUGUUCGUCCCCUGUAUAGCGCGCUAUCCAGUGAAGCUCAAGCGAAAGUGUUUGAGCCGACUCCGCCCAAUGCUAGGCUCGUUGUUGUUUCAACCAAUAUUGCUGAGACAUCAAUCACAAUCGACGGAAUCAAGCAUGUCAUCGACUGCGGCUACGAGAAGGCCCAAACUUACGACCCCGUCAGCAACGUCAGAUACGCAUACCGUCUUUACACGAAACACGCUUUCUACAACGAGCUCCCCGAGCAAACAGAGCCUGAGCUGCUCCGUAGUAACCUCGAUUCCGUUGUGCUCAUAUUGAAAGCUCUGGGAAUCGACAACCUCCUCGAGUUCGAAUUUUUGUCGCCACCGUCAAGUUCUUCUUUGAUUCGAUCCUUGGAAUCGCUCUACGCUCUCUCGGGACUGGACUCAACUGGGAGGUUGACGAAACUUGGACGGAAGAUGGCAGAAUUACCGCUCGACAUCAGGCUUUCGAAAGCUCUACUUGAAUCGGAGAAGUACAACUGCCGCGAGGAAGUGCUCAGCAUCAUAAGCUUGCUCGGGGAAAGUGCAUUAUGGCUUCGCCCUCGAGACAAGAAGGUCGCAGCUGAUGCGGCAAGAGCGAGAUUUGCAAGUACCGAGGGCGGCGAUUUCAUGACCUACCUCAACAUCUGGAUCCAGUACGAGGAAAGUGGCUUCGAUAGUCGUUGGGCUACUGAGAAUUUCCUCCAGUGGCGAUGUCUCAGUCGGGCUAGGAACGUUCGCGAUCAGCUCCAGAAUCUUUGCGACCGCGUUGAAGUACCGUAUUCGAGUUGUGGCAGCACAGAUCAUGUCGCCAUCCGGAAGUGCAUAACUUCGGCCUACUUCGGCAACGCUGCGAGGCUUGGGCGCGAUGGGCUGAGUUACCGCACAGUAUCGAACAACGGGAUGACCGUAUUCAUCCACCCCUCCUCGAGCUUGAUCGAAAACCGGCCAAAAUGGAUUGUCUUCUACGAGAUCGUAGAGUCGUCUAAGACUUACGUACGAUCCGUCCUACCCAUCCAGCCAGAAUGGCUGGUCGAGGUGGCACCUCACAUGCACACUGAGAGCUCGAUAGCCAAGCUCGGCGAUAACAAGAAGAUGCCCAAGGCGACGGCGAAGAUGCUCAAGGAAAGAUAG
This is a messenger RNA of Alternaria conjuncta, 2409 nucleotides long. RefSeq lists its product as uncharacterized. The transcript has 5 exons. Bases 1 to 2409 code for a protein of 802 amino acids. Gene Ontology annotation, cellular component: intracellular anatomical structure. NCBI's taxonomy places the organism in Eukaryota, Fungi, Ascomycota, Dothideomycetes, Pleosporales, Pleosporaceae. Gene Ontology annotation, molecular function: RNA binding; ATP hydrolysis activity. The record is from RefSeq and is a predicted model, not a curated record.